UUGUUCCUGUAAUAAGGCGUUGAUGACGGCUUCGCUCUUGCGUAACCAGAGGAGAGAUGCUUGUGCUUCACGACCACCCUCCGAUGCUUCACUCCUGUCACCGCGGGGAUCAUCUCGACUUACUUCUUCUAGAGCAACAUCUAGUUCACCUUCAUCCUUUGAUGAAGCUUCAGAUGACGGAGAUGCUGAUGAUGAAGCUGACGCUCAGGAAAUUGAACAAGAGCUGAGAAUUGCGGUAAUUGAAGCGAAUGCGCAAGGUCUGAAGUCGAGACAUGUAGUGAAGAUGUACUAG
Messenger RNA from Amoebophrya sp. A25, 292 nucleotides. The record is from the annotation of a GenBank genome assembly. Lineage: Eukaryota; Dinophyceae; Syndiniales; Amoebophryaceae.